This is a messenger RNA of Amoebophrya sp. A120, 6780 nucleotides long. The record is from the annotation of a GenBank genome assembly. Lineage: Eukaryota; Dinophyceae; Syndiniales; Amoebophryaceae.
GAACACAAGCGAAUUUUUAUUCAAACGAAUACUCUUCGAACCAAAAAUAUAUUUUUGAUAAAAAAUAUUCGUUUGGUAACGCAUUGAGUGGCGUCGCGAACGACAUUGGACACCGUACAGUGUGGAUGCCACAGCGUUUGCGCCCUCCGGGCGAUCGAGCACAGAGGAGUCGCGCCGCGAGCCCUUCUUCUUCUAUCUUGAACACAUUCACAGAGCUUUACUUCAGUUGCCGUUCCUUUCUUCAGUUGCGCACUUGUUUCUCUUUCUGCUGUGAAAUUUGCAUUCGUUUCCGGGCCCCUUCGGGAAGAAUGCGGCGGAAUUGUCGCAAGUAGGGCGGUUUACUUUUUGCUAGUUGUGCACGCUGGGAAGAUGCGUAGUGCUAUGCGAGCCGGGCGGUCGGUGGCCGGUCGCGAAAAUGUAUUGCGCAUGCAGUAGCGGCCGCUUCGGCUUUUUGCCUUGUUCGGAAGAGCGCGAGCGCCUUUUCGUGUUAUGCCAGCCUUCGCUCGGGGUCGGGGCCAGGAAAAAGCCUUUUGCUUAUUGUGCGCGCCUGUUUCGGCGCCAUCAUUGGUAGUGGUGAUUGUGUGCGCGUCGUGUUUUGUGCUCUGAGGGCGGGGAAAAAAAAUUGGCGCGCUGCGCGCUGCGAGCGCACAGGCGCCGCGGUUUUGGUAGUUGCUUGCGAUGCCCCUGUCACGUUCGGCAAUCAGGGGCCGCGGCCGGCCGAGAAAAAAGAUGCGGCGUGCUGCGCGCGCGCAGAAGCCCUGGCUUGCUUCGGGGAUUGGGGGCUGGUCGAAAAAUUUUCUUCGCGCGCUGCGCGCGCGCAGGCGCUCUGACCUGCUAGGGGCGCGACAAAAAUUCUUUUUUCACGCUCAGCAGCCGGGGUCUGGCCGACGAAAAAGCUUGCGCGCGCUGAGUGUGCGCAGGCGCCUUGGCCUGGGAGCGCCCAAAAUUUUUUGCAGCGCGCCCGGCAAUCGGGGGCUAGCAGGAAAAGCAAUUAUCGCGCGCUGCGUGCGCAGACACCUAAGCACCGCACGCAGACAUCUCCGUAGGCUCUUGCGUUGCCUGGGGGCGUUGACAGCUCUACUCGCGUCCGGUAGCCGGCGGCCUUCCGGGGAGUAAAUGCCGCGUGCGCACAGACGCCUUGGACUGGGGGCACGGAAAGUUUUCGUCGUUUGUGAAAGCAGGGGGGUGCUGGAAAAAAAUUUUUCGCGCGCUGCGCGCGCGCCGGCGCCUUGCCUAGGGGCGUCAAGCUCCCCUCGGGGGCUGGCCGGAUUGAUUGGCCAGCGGGCGCGGUUGCAUGCAAAUUUUUUUCGCGCCCGGAGGUCGCAGCUUUGCCAGAAGACAACUUUGCGCGCGCGCCCCGGCCUGAGAACGCGGGCAGCAAGCUCUGCUCGUGUGCGACAGCCCGUCGGGGGAUGCUCUGAAAAAAAAUUUCGCGCGCUGCGCGCGCGUAGGUGUCGCGGCCACAUAGGGCGGAGUUUUUUUUUGUGACCGGCGCGCGAGGGUCUGGCUGAAAAAAGUGGCCAGCCCGCGCGCCCGUUCGUUGUCGCCUUGGUCUUGGAUCGCGGAAAAUUUUUUCGCGCCCGGCAGUCGAAAGCUGGGGGGAAAAAACUUGCCGCGCGCGCGGGCGCGGGCGCCGUUGCCUGAGAGUGCGGCGAGCACGCAGCUCUAUGCUCAUUCGGCAGCCGGAGCUUGGCCGGAAAAAAAUUUCCAGCGCACGCUGCGAACCCGCGCGCAGGCGCUUCGGUCUGGUAGCACGAAAAAUUUUUUCGCAAUCCACCGGUAAGCGGGGGCUUGUCUGAAAAAAAUUUUCCUGCAUCGCGCGCGCCCGCUGGCGGGCGCCUUGGCAGGAGAGCGCGCCCGCGCGGAAAAUUUUUUCGCGCCCGGCGAUCGGUUACUGGGAGGAGGAAACAUCUUCGCGCGCGAGUCGGUAAUUGGGAGGGGGAAACUUCCUCCCGCGCGAAGCAGGCGCGCGGAGUUGUUAUCUCGCGUUCGGAAAUAGUGGGCUGCCUUGGAAGAAAAUUGCUGCUCGUUGCGCUGCGCGCGCGCAGGCGCCUUAGCCUGCAAGCGCCGCGCGCCUUUUCCUCGUCAGGCAGUUCGUGGGGGCUGGUCGGAUAAGAAAGAUCUUCGCUCGCUAGGCGCGCCCAGGGGCCCUUGCCUGAGAGUGUGCGUGGGGCGAUGACUGAGGGCGCGGAGCGUUUUUCUCGUGUCCCCCGACCGGGUGCCGCCCGGGUUUUUUAUGUUAAUCUCACUGCGCGCACUGUCCGUGCCCAGAGAUUCUCCGGUAAGUGUUGUAAACGAAAUGACCGGGCGCGGGCCGUGCAACUGCAACUCAGCGCAGCUAGGUUUUUUUGCUCCCCGCGCGCGCAGCGUGGCGGGCAUGCCAGUCUAAAGGCCCCACGCAUGCCCGCCCUGUCUCGGUAAAAGUCGCUUCAACAAAUAGCCCGCCAAAAAAGUAGGUCUGUGCCGGCCGUCUUUUUCUGAGAGUGAGAAGAACCGCUGCGCCUGUAGCUCGGUCCUCUCUCUGUUUCGCCCGCGCUUUUGCGCUUCGCGUGUGGGAUCCACCUGGAAACCCGGAGAAGCCAUGGGGAACACAGGGGCGGGAAGGAGAUUAGGGAGCGGCGUAGGUAGCAACGUGAGUGGGGGGAUCGGGAAGCAGAGAGGUUGUGGGGGUGCGCGUGGGUUUCGGGAAUGUGGAGGCACGGACGCCCGCGGCUGUGGGUGCAGUGGUGCAGGCCGUCGCGGUCUGGCAAUCGCUCGGGUCGCGCCUGGAAACACCGAGCUGCAGGUCAGAGUCAUUGCUUCGCUCUUCUUGAAGAAGCAGCCUUCCAGGCCUCGUCUCGCCGAAGUGCCAGAUGGAUGCCAGCAUAUUGAGGCCUCCUCGGCCCUUCCGGGGUGGGCCGCCCUGGCCCUCCUUGGCCUUCUGAGGCCCCCGUGGCCCUUGUUGGCCUUCUGAGGCCAAGAAGGCAGGGUGUAGGGGGCAAGAAGGCAGGUUGUAGAGGGCCCUGCUCGGCCUUCUGAGGCAGCCGUGGCCCUUCUUGGCCUUCUGAGGCCAAGAAGGCAGGGUGUAGGGGGCCCUGUUUGGCCUUCUGAGGCCGCCGUGGCCCUUUUUGGUCUUCUGAGGCCAAGAAGGGUGCAGGGGUCCGACCAAUCGGCCAAACGGAUAUAUCUUUUCAAACGUAUAUUUUUUUCAAACGAAUACUUUUGCGAUAUUUUCGCCAAUUCCUUGCCUUUUUAUGCUUUUGGUUUCUCUUUUUCUCUUUUUCUUUGGAAGUGCGGAGCCCGCGCGUUUUUGGCUCAAGUCAUUUUGGCUCAAGUCUGCGGAUCCCGCAAACUCGCAGGCGCCUUGUUUUUUCCGCCUAGCCAGCGGGGUUGUCAGGGUGGGGGGGCGGACGCGACAGCGCCGUGGAGGUGUCGCACUUGUUCAUCAGCACCACUGCGGAGUUUUUGGCGCGGCCGUGCGGUGGUUCCGGCGAAGUGAUUGCUCUACCCGGAAGGAAGAAAGAAAAGUAGUUCUAAAAAUUUAGCUUAUGCGAUCAACAGGCUCGAGAACUUGUCUCCGGAAGUCAAAUUCAGCACGCCUUCCAUUAAGUCCCCUAGAGUCUGGUCUGCUAAUCCAGGCGGUAGCAUUCAUCUCGUGCUUGGCUUCUAAACAGGUUUUCUUGCCUAUUGACGGUAGUCCGUCUAAUAGAUAGUCCCCAGUUCUAGGUGGCGCCGCUUGUGGCUGUCACGAGGUGAUUCGCACCUCCCCGGAGUGAGAGAAGGUUCGUUGCCGGGCUUCAGUACCUUUCGUCUGGCCUGGGCUCCUGGUGCUGCGUUCACCGUUAGGAGUAUAAGAAUUAAGAACAUAAGCCUAGCUGCACUGGCAGCCGACCUUACGCGCACCAUCAGAAGUGCGGAACUGGCCGGCCUUUGUGGUGUCUCACCAUCAGAAGUGCGAACUACGAGGGCCGGGGCGUGCCGCCUAAAGUCCUAAAAAGUCCCAUCGCGCGAUAGAUAGAUAGAUCUUUUCUUUCUUUUUUCUUUUCUCUUCUUUUCCUUUGUAUUUCUCCUUGUCUUUGUCAUCUUCUCAUCCUCUUCUAUUCAAAUGAAUAUUUUCAAUCAAACGAAUAUUUUUCGUGUUCUUUCUCUCCGAGCUCAUAGUGUGGACAGAUAUUGAAACAAAGCUCGUCAGCAGUAGCGUACCCUGUGAGAGAACGACAACAUGUGUCCUUGUUUAUGAAAGAGCCCCAGCUAGGGGCCUGUGCUCAAACAAUAGAGAGCAACUUUUCCUCACCUACCUACGCGCGCCAAGAAGACAAAAAUAUCACCAAGAUGCCGCGUGCGAAGCGUUGGGUCGUGAAGAAAAAAGACAGCGAGGGAAAUACCGUUGACACCGAGUCUCGUUUGCAAAAUGAGGAGCUCCAGCACGUGCAAAACGCGAAGCACUUGUCGGAGCCGGACGCCACGGAGGAAACGGGUGCCAACAGUAGCGCAUGGAACAGCAGCACCUCUCUCGCGGGACGAGCAUCGGCAACCCCUGCGGCAGACAACAAAGACACUGCGCAGAGGUCCCGGCUUAUUUCUUCCUCGACCGCGCAGCAAGAACACGCACCAACCCAGAAAACACCUCCAAGUACUAGCGUCUUCGUGCCGCCUCCAAGAUCCCAGUACUGCGGCCGACCGCCGGAGGCACCCAAUUUCUUCGAUUGCGUGGAAGAGGAGACCAUCAGAAACGAGACGGGCAACGAACAGUACACGAUCGUACGGAAGGUUGGCCGCGGCAGUUUCGGCGUCGUGGCACUUUGUAGUUCCGUAAGAACUACGUCUACGUUUCCCCACAUCGCUGCGUCUUCAGCUCAACAGGCUGGAGGUGGCACGUCCACAAAAAUAGACCCAAAUGGCGGAGGCGGAGUGCAGUCGCUUUAUGCCGUGAAAAUUCUCCGGCCGCUGCAGAAAUACAACCAGUAUGUGAACGAUGCGGAAGUGGAAAUCGCGAACCUGCGGUUAUUUUCAACCAAACUCCACCCCGCCGACGAUACAGUUAAUCAUGAAGAGCGACAACACUACGUGGUCACGCUGUUCUCUGAUUUCACCUUCCAACACGGGUGCACCACAAACGGCAAAUUGUACCACGCGCUGGUCUGCGAGGCGCUGGACUGCACGCUGCACGAAUUUGUGGUUGAGAAAAAUGGCGGAUUUGGGCUCUGGCUGGAGGACAUCCGGGUUUACGCCAAGCAGCUGUUCCAGACCGCCGCGUUUCUGCAUGACAAACUGGGGGCCUGUCACACGGACUUCAAACACAAAAACAUCAUGUUGACGUUCCCACCUAGGGUUCUUGGCGGCGCAGGAGCAUCAUCUUCGGGCGCACCAACGGAGCGUUCCUGUUUUUCCGAAGACUCCUUGGACCACGACGCAAAUCUUUACCGUGUCGUGGACCUCACAGUAGCAGAUGAAAAGAAGAACAAAGGAUCCACUCCUGCUCUCGCGGCCAACCGUCAAGCCCUCGAUCUGCUUCCUGCCCACAUUCGGGAAAAGUACGAUAGAAAAGCGAUUCCUAGUCGCGGCGGGAAGGCUACGCCAGCAAAAAUUCUUCGCCCACGUACGCGGGAAAUCCGUGUGAUUGACUUCGGGAACAUGACCCUGCGCCGAGAUUUUGGGAAGGUGAAGCCGGUGAACACGAGACAGUUUCGGGCUCCGGAGAUUCUGCUUAUGAAGGAGAAUUGGUGUGAGGCACUUGUGCUGUAGUUUCGCAUGCCGCAUCGACUUGCACUUAGUGAGGCAAUGCAGUGUUUUGCAUGUUAUGCGUUUUCUUCUUGCGCCGGAUAAAGCUUAAAGAUAAAGAACUUGAUGUAUCAUUUUACGAAAGACAAAGAGCUCGAUGCUGCGCGUGCUUGCAGUAAAGGUUUUAAUAAACGGUCUCUACUUUGUUCCUGUUGUUACAGCACCCCUAUCUCUCGUUCCAUAGGACUCGAUUGCCAGCCUUGGGAUGAGAAGUCGGACAUCUGGUGCCUCGGCUGCGUGCUGCUGUUCCUGUACUUUGGGGAGCUGUGCUUCGACUCCCAUGACGACCUUGAGCAGCUCCACAUGAUGCAGCGUCUCUUCGGUGACGAGCGAACCGGCGCAGGAAGCCGAAAUGGAAAAACUACCGGCGCCGGCAACACUUUCGAGUUUGCACUCUGCUCUAGCGGUGGUGCGAAUACUCCUAGUAGCAGCAACGCCACGUCAGCGAAAAAGGCCAAGCGACUGCUGGCUGCCAGCAGUUCUUUACCAGAUACAGCAACCACUCCGGCUGUUCGCGUCCGGCCACUAAAGUGGGAGCUCGAGCACUGGAAGCUCCGGUCUGCGGAAGAGAUUUUUGACAGCGAAUUUCGUGAUUUUCUACAGUUCUUGAUGGUCUUUGACCCCGCGAAGAGACCGUCUGCUGCCGAAGUACUGCGGCAUCCGUGGUUGGCGGAGACUAAAAGUGGCACGUAGCGGGCGCAAGGCAGGACAUGGGUGAUAAGAAUAGUACUACGAUGCACCGGACUACUAGGAACAAAACUACGGAGCAGUUUUGGGGAACGGUUUUUGCAAUCACGGAGGAAUUGCAACAAAUACUUGUUUUUACUUGGACCAUUUUCCCGGAACUGUUUGUCUGGUACUGAUUUCCUAGAAUGCUUGACGCUCUCCCGCCACGUGGCACUUUCGAAUGGUGAUGUGGGCUAGAUGGAUUUGGUGCUCUAGCUGCGCCAAAAGAAUAAAGCUGAAACAGAAAGAACUAGUCGUUUUGAUGCGGGUAUGACCACGAUGAGUCUACUGUAU